This is a messenger RNA of Pseudomyrmex gracilis, 2678 nucleotides long. RefSeq lists its product as uncharacterized. The transcript has 6 exons. Lineage: Eukaryota; Metazoa; Arthropoda; Insecta; Hymenoptera; Formicidae. Bases 1993 to 2607 code for a protein of 204 amino acids. The record is from RefSeq and is a predicted model, not a curated record.
CAAUAUAAAUACUUGUUUAAUUUUCUUGUGUAUUUUUUUAUAUCAAGAUUUUUUUAAGCAAUAAUGCAACGACAAUAGUAUAUGAAAAAUCCGAAUUAUCAGCGAUAAGUGGAUUCACGCUUAUCACGUAACUUUCCGCGUAUCAAUGUUCAAGUCGUGCUUCUCAUAAGGAACAAUAUAAUAUACCGUAUGUUUGUCUUAUACUCUUGCUUAUAUGCAUCAUCGCAAUAUCGCGAAACGAUUCGUGUUGUAGCUGCGAUUUCGAACAAAUAAAAAACACGCGUUACACCGACACAUUUUAGUAGGCGAAAAGCAUAAAUUAUUAUCUACAUAACGUCUAACUCAUUGAAUAAAGAAUCUUCUCAGUUACGUAUCAUGAUAAAGAUAAGUUGAAGUUUGACAAUACGUUUAGUUACUAUUUUGAAGCGCUUUGAAUCGCUCGUAAUAUAGACCAAACUUAGAACAAGUUGCGUUUAUCUUGAAUUGAGCUUAUUUAACGUGUAAAGCAGAUAUCGAGCUCAAGACAUAUCGUAAGAUAGCAAGAUAAAAUAUUUGUCUCAUACAUAGCUAUCGUUGACCCAGAUUAAAGAAUAAUUUUGUUUCCUCGCGUCUUAUAAAAGAAUUGUUACAUUAAAUAGUUGACGAAUAUUGUCAACGAAUAGGUUCUUGUACAGUGUCCUUUGAUUUUUCAAUGAUCUUUUAGAUUUUGAUGAGUUAUUUCAAAGGACCCAAGUUUUGAUUAUUCGAUGAGUGUAGCCUGUCUUUUGUAAACUGCAUGUGCAAAUUCAGCUGCGAAACAAAAAUCGCGCGUUUAGCAAAACAAGCUCCGUUCGAAUCUACUUUUGAAUUUUGUAAUUGAUCAUAAAAAUAAUAAAUCAAUAGUUUAUCCGCGCGUUACACUUAUUAUAUGAUAUUAAUGUUGCAUAUUUAUAUGUCAUUAUACAUACGCUAUAUGUGUUUCGGCACGGAGUUUUUCUUUGAUUGUACACGAAUCCUGGCAUUACGCGACACGAAAGAAACGUUGUUGCGUACAAUAGCUUCUAAGUGUAUAGAUAUUCGACGAAGUCUUGUGAUUUCUCGAGCUGAUUUAGGUUUGCGCGCUCAGUAACAGGAAGUUGCCCACGGCACGGCAAGUGCGUGCGAUGCACAUUAAUAUAUCAUUGCUAAUAUAUUGAUAUGUAGAAGUGAGAAAAAAAAGAUAGAAAAAGAAGAGGGGCAGUGUCAUUAAAUUGCACGUGACGGGUGGGGAACAUCGUCAAUCGGGAAGAAACGUCGUUCGCAACAAUAGACCCAGUCACGUAUCAAACCAUGGCGAACAAUGGACGCAGCGUAGGGGAACCGGAAGCGUGUAUAGAAAUCGAACACCCGGGGAUCCGCGUCGCGCUCUCUUCAUUGUCGGAAUGCUUGUUGUCGCAGAUAAAACCUUCAUCUUACGCGUUAACAGAGGCUGAAGAGUCCCCGUUUGAUCGCAUUUUGAUUCGCCAUCAAAUCGGAUGUCGCAUUGUGAUCUGUCAAAGAGUGUAAGAAGAAAAAAACUGAUUUGUUUCUCUGACGCGUAUUAUAUUCAAUAUCGCCGAUACAGACCAAGUUCUCGCUUGAUUAUAUGUCUGAAACUUAUUUUACCAAAGUUAGAAAUUCAUUUUGUUGUUGUUCGUUGGAAUUUCACGUCAUUAUUAUUCUAAACCGAUAAAGUUUCUAUUGUGCUGCAAAUUAAUUUUCUAUCGACUUUCAAGCAAAUUUCUCGUCCGUGAGAAGAAGCAACACAAAGAAAACAGAACCGAAUGAACACUUCUUUGAACAAACCGAAGUCACAACACAAAACAAUGCAAGACAGAAAAGUAGUACAGUUUUAAUCGUAUGCAAGACGAAAGCGAGAAAACGAGCAACAAACGGACUACAGUUUGUCCUUACGUCCUUACUUUUACUCAAUGACAAUAGCGCGAAACGUUCGCAUUGGUGUUAUUGUAAUACCGAGCCAAAACAGAAGAACAGAUGAAACAUUUUUUUUGUAAAAUUAUUUGCGGGAGAAAGCGACAUAAACAGAAAAACACAAAGGCCAAGGAAACGAAGCGAUCAGAUGUGAACGACGGACGUUGCGCCUGUUGCUUGGCACCGUUUUGUCUCAGCCGCAGUGUGCGCUGCAGCAAUUGCGGCAGUAGAAUCUGCAGAAAAGUCUGCUCACGCUGGAACACAUCAGACACUACCUGGCUUUGCAUAUUCUGUCACCAACAGAAAUUUCCGCAGUCAUACAUGACAAGAAGCAAAAAAUGGUUUGAAACCUUCGGCGGCGUGGCAAAUAAGAAAGAGUUACACAACAUCUUCGGCACCGCUAAAUCACAAGUCUACAUCGAAGGACAUGAAGCGCCAAACACAGAGAAGACUCAGGAGCAUCAGGAAAAUAAACGUAUAACAUACGCGAUCAAAAAAUUCGUUGAAAAGAUCAUUGAAGAUAUUAUUAUCGAUAAUGUGGACAACAUGCCAAUCGAGCACCUCUACAAGGAUCCUGAAUGCAAUUUUCGAAUUCCAUCUCGAAAAAAUGACUCGUCUUUGGAGGCGAUCCAAGUUUGGAGCCAAUUUUCGAUUUCUGCGAAAGAAGUGAACCGAUGACCUGCCAAAUCGUGCUGCAUCCUUCGGAACAACCAGUAAUCAGAAGGAGUAAUGUCCGGAGAAUACGGCGG